AUGUCAUUCUUUAAUCCUCUAGCUACAAUUUUGAGUCAAAAACCAUUGGAUGAAAAUAACUACGACCUAUGGAAAACCAAUCUUUAUAUUGUCCUUAAUUUUGAGAGAAUAAAAUUCAUUACAGCAACUCCGAAACCCCAUGAGCCCGUUGCUAAUGCUUCAGAGGAAACUAAAAAGCAAUUUGUAGAUUGGCAAUGGGCAAAUAUGAUAGCUUGCUAUUAUAUUCUUGCCAACAUUGCAGAACAUCUACAGAAGCAACUUGAUAAUCUCGAGUGUGUAUUAGAAAUAGUUCAGACUCUAGAUGAGAUGUUUGCUAAAAGUAACAGUACUACUAGACAAGCAGCCAUCAGGGCACUAAUGAACAGUCGAAUGAUUGCAGGAAAUGUACAAGACAAUUGUCUAAAGAUAAUGGCACACAUCAGUACUGCGAAAAUGAUGGAGGCUAAGCUGGAACAAGAGAUGAAGAUUGACAUAAUCUUGGAAUCUCUACGGAUAGAUUUAGUCUGUUCAAAAUAA
This is a messenger RNA of Ziziphus jujuba (common jujube), 516 nucleotides long. RefSeq lists its product as uncharacterized. The coding region runs from base 1 to 516 and encodes 171 amino acids. The transcript has a single exon. NCBI's taxonomy places the organism in Eukaryota, Viridiplantae, Streptophyta, Magnoliopsida, Rosales, Rhamnaceae. The record is from RefSeq and is a predicted model, not a curated record.